AUGAUGGUCCGAAGGAACGGCCGCUACACGGUCAGCUUCCGCGGUUUCCGCGACUUUUCUUUCGGGAACAAACCACCCGACGACGAAAAACAAGAAGGAAAACCCGAAGAAGAUCUAUCGAACCACGAUGUCAUAUUUCUAAAAAGCAUUAUGGAAAGCCCAGAUUUUGGAAGAAAAUAUGUAAACAAAAAACAUAUUCAAAAUCAUAUUUGUAACACCUUUUUUUCCGUGGAUUCAGAGGAGGAUUUGGUCAUAAAACCCGUCUCCUUGGAUAACGUAAACAUAAUACGGUCGUUGAGCGAGUAUCGAGGCAAUAAUAUUCGAACUAUUGAACAAGCAGAACUUGCUAUAUUACUAUCCCGAGUUCACUUUAAGGCCCUUAUAGAUGCCCAUGAUCAAAUUGGAGCAAUUUGGCUGGAGAGAGGCUCUGGUGUAGAUGUAAAAGCUGAUCCAAAGGAAGGCAGUGAGGACUUAGCAAAGAGUUCUGGAAAAACUCUCGAUCUCGAUCUAAACGGAGACAUGCCUGUAGAGACCAUUAAAGUAGUUGGACUCAGAAAAAUACCAGGGCAACCUUUGGGAUUAACUAUUACUACAGAUGAGCAUGGGCAGCUUAUUGUUGCUCGGAUAUUAGCUGGAAGUGCAGCAGCAAAGCAAGCUCUGGUAUCAGUUGGUGAUGUUCUCUUAGAGGUUGAUGGAGUGCAGAUUGAUUCUGAAGAUCAACUUAAGGCGGCUGUCUCAAAACCCAAUGACAGAGUUACCCUGAAAGUUGGACCAAAUUUAAAAGAAAAAAGUACACAGCUUACCAACAAACUUAGUUGCUAUAUGAGAGCUCUCUUUGAUUAUGAUCCAAAAGAAGAUACCCUUCUUCCUUGUAAGGAAAUUGGAUUGCCAUUCAAGAAGGGAGAUAUUUUACAGGUUUCAGAUAGAAAAGAUCCUAAUUGGUGGCAAGCAAGUCAUGUUGAAAAUACAGAUGUUGUAGGUCUCAUACCUUCACCUGAGCUAGAAGAGAGAAGAAAGGCUUAUGUACCUCCUGAAGCUGAUUUUGUACACAAAAUAAGCAUCUGUGGUGCGAGGAUAUCGAAGAAGAAAAAGAAGUUUGUAUACGAGUCCCGGUCAAGCGUGCAGCUGGAGGGCGCGGAGCUGGCGCUUUACGAGGAGGUGGCGCGCACGCCGCCCUUCCUGCGCCGCAUCCUGGCGUUGGUGGGCACCAAGGGCGUCGGUCGGCGCAGCCUCAAGAACCGCAUGAUACAGGAGCACCCGGAUAGAUUCGGCGUGGUGGUGCCACACACAUCACGGCCCCCAAGACCUUUGGAGGAGAAUGGUCUCUCUUAUUGGUUCGUAUCCCGUGAAGAAAUGGAGAGGGACGCUCAUGCCGGCCGCUUCCUAGAAUAUGGAGAGCACAAUGGACAUUUAUAUGGAACUCAUCUUGAUUCCAUAAGAGCAGUUAUCAAAGAGGGUAAAAUGUGCAUCCUGGACUGCGCGCCCCAAUCCCUAAAACUUCUGCACAACAGCAGCGAAUUCCUGCCGUAUGUCGUGAUGAUCGGUGCGCCGGGCAUCGAACAACUGCGGAACCUAACUUACGCCUCGAACAGGAACCUAACAUUCGACCGGCAGAGCUCCAUCCGGUAUAGUUCAAGGCGCGCGCGUACUCUGGAAUCGCUCGCAUCGCUUUACGAGGAAGAAGACAUGAAGCAAACUUUAGAAGAAAGCGCCCGCAUGCAGCGAACCUACGAGAAGUACAUCGACCUAGUAAUAAUCAACAAUAAUUUAGACACGACAUAUUCAAAAAUAAUGGACGCCCUACAUUCGCUGUCAACUGACCACCAAUGGGUGCCAGUCAGUUGGAUUUAU
Iphiclides podalirius (scarce swallowtail) is the source of this 1851-nucleotide messenger RNA. Lineage: Eukaryota; Metazoa; Arthropoda; Insecta; Lepidoptera; Papilionidae. The record is from the annotation of a GenBank genome assembly.